Messenger RNA from Protopolystoma xenopodis, 448 nucleotides. The record is from the annotation of a GenBank genome assembly. Lineage: Eukaryota; Metazoa; Platyhelminthes; Monogenea; Polystomatidea; Polystomatidae.
CACUGCUCAAGAAGCUGCCGCUGACGAGGCCAUCGAGCGCUUGUAUCUAAAGUGCCACCAUUUGGAGCAACAGUUGGCGGCCAGCCAAGAGGUUAUUCCUGCUAACCAUGGCAACCUAUACGACCUCGAACAUGCUCCCAAAAGCCCCUGUAUAGACGGUAUGCUUGGCAGCGGAUCACUGAAGGUCAACCACAGUCCAAAUCAUAACCAGUUUGGCCACCAAAAUCAACACAGCAUCCAUGGUUUAAGGAAUUCUUGCCAUCCUUCCUUCUUGCAAGCUGGAACCGGUGAACAAGCCCCUAAUGAGAAGAUGACGAAUCCCUGUUCUGAGGAUCCAAACCUGUCGAAUACAGUUUCUAGUUUAGCCUCUCUGGAGUCUCGGCUCACUCAGCUUGAAGUCAUGUACUCAGCCCUUAAAAGCCUUUAUCAAACCUCUUUGAAAAGGUGA